Molecule: messenger RNA, 2777 nt
Organism: Gordionus sp. m RMFG-2023
Lineage: Eukaryota; Metazoa; Nematomorpha; Gordioida; Chordodea; Parachordodidae
Product: kelch-like protein diablo
Exons: 11
Coding region: 34-2343 (769 amino acids)
Molecular function (GO): protein binding
Source: RefSeq, a predicted model, not a curated record
UAAAAAAAUUAUAUAAAGAAAUUUACUUUAAAAAUGGGUGACAUAGUUAAAGGACAUCCAAAUAUGUCUAUUAAUUCUGAAUAUAGUGCAUCUUGUAAUAAAAUUAUGCAUGUAGCAAAUAAAUACCCAAAACACAUAAUGACACAAUUAAACACUCUAAGACAAAGAACCGAAUUAUGUGAUUUGAUUAUAAAGGUUAAUUCUAAAAGUUUCUUUGCACACAGAGCUGUGUUAAGUGCUGCUUCACCAUAUUUUUAUGCUAUGUUUACUGGAGCAAUGUCUGAAAGCAGAGAAUCUGAAAUUACUUUACAUGAAAUAUCAGAAACUGCGUUAGAGCAAAUUAUAAACUUUGUCUACACCUCGACCAUCUUGAUCGAGGAGUCCAACGUUCAAGCCCUCUUGCCCAUCGCCUGCCUUUUUCAAAUGACGGACGUGCAAGAGGCCUGCUGCGACUUCCUGAGGAAACAACUCGAGCCCGCCAACUGCUUAGGUAUUCGAGCCUUCGCCGAUAUUCACUCAUGCCACGAGCUGCACGAUUUCGCCGACAAGUUCGCCCAGAAUUUUUUCCAGGAGGUUAUAAUUAAUGAAGAGUUUUUGUUAUUGCCAUCUUCUCAAUUGAUAGAAAUUCUUUCAAGUGAUGAUUUGAAUAUUAGAAACGAAGAACAGGUUUUCAAAGCCGUCAUGGCCUGGGUUCAAUACAACGUGGCCGAUAGGAAACAGUAUCUUUAUAAAGUUUUGCAACAUGUUCGGCUCCCUCUAAUGAAGGCAAAAUUUUUGGUGGGCACUGUCGGAAUUCACCCUCUAAUCCGGGGUGAGCCCACAUGUCGCGAUUUGGUCGACGAGGCCAAGGAUUACCUUUUGCUUCCUCUAGAACGGCCAGCCCUUCAAACCACCCGCACUCGCCAUCGUCGGUCCGCUAAUCGAUCCCAAGUCCUCUACGUAGCGGGCGGUUGGUGCAAUGGGGACGCAAUAGCAUCGCUCGAACGUUUUGACUCCGAAACUGGAGAUUGGAAGAUGGGUGCUCCUAUGCAUAAGCGACGAUGCGGUGUAGGCGUAGCCGCACUUAGGGGACUGUUGUAUGCCGUGGGUGGUCACGAUGGUCAGUCCUACCUAGACAGCGUUGAAAGGUACGACCCUGAAACAAACUCAUGGGCAUGCGACGUAGCCCCCACCAGCACCUGUCGGACGAGCGUGGGUGUCGCCGUACUUGACAACUUUUUAUAUGCCGUUGGCGGGCAGGAUGGUAUGUCCUGCCUCAACAUUGUUGAAAGAUAUAAUCCAGUCACUAACAAAUGGACCAGAGUUGCCAGCAUGAAAACUCGAAGGCUAGGAGUAGCCGUGGCUGUCCUGGGACACUAUUUAUAUGCAGUGGGCGGUGCUGAUGGCACUUCACCCCUUAACACAGUUGAACGUUACGACGCUAUUAGUAAUCGCUGGACGAGUGUGAGUGGAAUGCGUCACCGUCGCAAGCACUUGGGUGCGGCGUGUUACAAGGGUUAUGUAUAUGCGGUUGGCGGUCGUGAUGAUACGCGUGAGCUCGAUAGCGUUGAGCGAUACGAUCCGCGCACUGACACCUGGACCCCACUGCCCGAUAUGAAUUCCAGACGAAGCGGGGUGGGUUUAGCGGUGGUCAACGGAUCACUAGUAGCUGUUGGUGGAUUUGACGGGGCCACCUAUCUUAAGAGCGCGGAAGUAUUUGAUCUUGCCCUCGAGGCCUGGCGGGCUUUUGGAUCCAUGAAUUUCAGACGCCUUGGAGGUGGGGUUGGAGUUAUAGACCCCACGGAUACUGCCCUAGCCUUCCCUCUUGAACUCAGCGUUUCUUCUCAAAGUGCUCCCAUUCUACUAUACGAAACUGAAUGUGAUAAUCGCGAGAUUAAGGUGGACCGAUGUGGGUGCCUGCGGUUUCACAUACACCCCCCGGAGCAUGUAUCCUGCCAUACAGACACCUCAUAUGGUAUGGUUAACAAUGUGGGUGACGUUACUAGUAGAAAUGAAGUUACAAUUGGAUACAGUGAUAAAAUGACCAACAUCGUCUGUAUCGAUAGAAGCAAAGUAACGACCGAACACAACAUAUUCGAUUACGAUCGCGUUAGACAGGAUUAUCAUCCUUGCAAGAGGAAUGUCAGUCACAAAAAUGGCUUCGAUUCCUACGUUAAUAAUAGUUAUAGCGAUAAUAUUGAUUCCGAUAAUAUCCUCGAUAGUUGUAGAAUGAUAAAUUACGCAAAAAUUGAGGACAUGACAGAAAAUGAAGACGAAAUUAACGGCGGUGUUGAGCCUGAUCAUCUUAUCACGCCUAUUAUGUCAUCAUCGUAUUUUCCUUACCCAAAGAACCCUAAAUUAUGAUUAUUAACCUCCCUGAAGCUAUCUUCUUCCCAAUUUUAUAUUUCCAAAAUAAUUAUUAUCGUAGAACACAUUUGUUUAAAAAAAAAAAUACAUCUUCUCUCCAAAAUUAUGAUUAUUUAUAUAUAUAUAUUAUGUAUACAAAAUCAAAAUAAUCUUAAUGAAAAAAAUGAUAUAACGGGUGGAUUUUUUUUCUACAUAUAUAUAUAUCCUUAAUAUACUACAACAUUUUUAUUAUUGUUUUUUUUACCCAAGGGGAUUCAGAGCAUUUUUAGGCUGAAAAGAUUUUUUAAAAAUAAUUUACUAUAAGUAAAAAUUAUUUGAAAUAACAAAUUAUGCAUUGUUAAUUAUUGACCCAAAUACAGAGUACGAUCAUAGUAUUUGUUGAUUCUUGAUAUAUUUUUAUUUAUAUAUAUAUAUUUAUAAAAAUGACAGAU